AUGGGCAAGCACUAUUGCGAUUACUGCGACGUAUUUCUUACGCACGACUCCACGUCUGUCCGCAAAGCACACAACUGCGGUAGAAAUCACCUGCAAAAUGUGCGCGAGUACUAUGCUUCUUUGCCUGCCGCCGAGUUGCAGGAGAUUGCGGAUAAAAUCCUAAAGGGGUACGAAGCACGAAACCUACCACCGCCGAUGGAGCUGGUGGCACCGCACUUGGCCUACCGCCUUCCGCCGCCGUCGCUCAUGCCCAAUGGCCGUGCACCCAUUGCUGGCGGUGUACCGAUGCCCGUUCGCCCGCCGCCUGGCGUACCACCGCCUGGCGUACCACCGCCUGACUUUUCCAAGCCGCCGCCCAACUUUGCGCGACCGCCGCCGGGUAUGCCACCGCCUGAUUUUUCACGCCCGCCGCCACCAUUGACGCAACCCCCACCGCCGCGUCCGUAA
Molecule: messenger RNA, 447 nt
Organism: Malassezia pachydermatis
Lineage: Eukaryota; Fungi; Basidiomycota; Malasseziomycetes; Malasseziales; Malasseziaceae
Product: zf-u1-domain-containing protein
Exons: 4
Coding region: 1-447 (148 amino acids)
Biological process (GO): mRNA 5'-splice site recognition; spliceosomal snRNP assembly; mRNA splicing, via spliceosome
Cellular component (GO): U1 snRNP; nucleus
Molecular function (GO): pre-mRNA 5'-splice site binding; zinc ion binding
Source: RefSeq, a predicted model, not a curated record